This is a messenger RNA of Penicillium subrubescens, 2037 nucleotides long. RefSeq names its product amidase. The transcript has 3 exons. The record is from RefSeq and is a predicted model, not a curated record. The coding region runs from base 58 to 1827 and encodes 589 amino acids. Lineage: Eukaryota; Fungi; Ascomycota; Eurotiomycetes; Eurotiales; Aspergillaceae. Gene Ontology annotation, molecular function: catalytic activity.
CUCUUAACUCCGCUUGGGUUGAAUGCUCCACAUCAACAUUCCAACAGCUCCAGCAAGAUGAGUUCAGAAGAUCUGUCAAAGUUCAACUACCCAGUGCCUCGAGAAGGCCCCAAGGUGCCAUACAAGAAUGAGACGCAGGUCAUUCCGGUGUUUCGAGGUACUCCGCUAGCGAUCGGCGCGACCCUAAUUCAUAAUAUUGGUUUCAUCCAGAGCCACUUCUGGCGUAAUGCUGGCUUUGAUGUCAUUCGCCAAAUCUCCCACCUCAGCGAGUACGCCGGCCGUUAUGAUCCGACCGUGAUCCCCGUCGACAAUAAUGUGCCCAGUGACGUCCCGACGCCUAUGGUGCAGAAGAGACAGGGUGACAACUACUAUUACACUUCUGCCGACUACCAUGCCUUGUAUACCUCGGGCGAAUUGACCCCACUUGCCGUCGUUGAGUCCUUGCUUCCUCUCGUGCGACGUGACGUUACGCCCCCGGGAAAGCACUCUACUGCUUUCCUGGAAUCGCAAGUUGAUAUCAUUCGCGCAGCUGCGCAAGCUUCUACGGAACGGUAUAAGAAUGGUCAGCCCUUGGGACCGCUCGACGGUGUUCCCGUCGCGAUCAAGGAUGAAGUGCACAUUACUGGCUACAAGCGUACUCUUGGAACGAAGCUCGAUUUCAAACAUGGCACCGAUGCAACAUCCUGGUGUGUGCAACAAUGGCAAGAUGCUGGUGCUAUUGUAAUUGGAAAGACUACCAUGCAUGAGCUCGGCUUGGACACCACUAACAAUAACCCCAAUUUCGGAACCCCACGAAAUCCCCACAACAAGGACUACUACUGUGGUGGAUCUUCGGGUGGAUCUGGUUAUGCUGUUGGCGCAGGAUUGGUGCCCAUUGCACUCGGCGCAGACGGCGGCGGCUCAAUCCGUAUUCCAUCGUCGUUCUGUGGUAUCUGGGGUCUGAAAACCACUCAUGGUCGCGUGUCAGGCGCACCAUCCUUGAGUCUCGCGCCAUCGGUCGGCGUCCUCGGGCCUAUGGCGAGCAACGUUGAUGACCUCGCUCUUGCGUAUCGCGUUAUGGCAAACCCUGCGCCUGCUUCACAGGAUGCGAUCUCCGCACAGUUCCCCAAAGCGCUUCCAUUGGCCGUUGACCGUAAGAGGAAUAAGAAGAUCGGUAUCGUCCGUGACUGGAUCGAUCGUGCCGAGGCUCCUGUCCGAGCAGUGUUUGACUCUGCGCUUGAACAUUAUCGUCAGCUCGGCUAUGAAAUCAUCGACAUCACGAUUCCAUACUUACCCGAAGGCCAGCGUGCUCAUGUUUUAACGAUCAUGGCAGAGAUUGCCUCCGGCGUCGAUGCGAGCCAGAUUCGCCACCUUUCGGCACCAAACAAGGUCCUCGUCUCGAUGGGAAUGUGGCAGAUCACGGCGCAAGAUCUUCUCGCUGCUCAACGCCUACGCAACCUAAUCAUGAAGCAUGUCGCGCAUCUUUUCAAGACCCAUCCCGGGUUGAUGAUUUUCACACCUACAACUCCAAUUCCGGGCUGGCAUAUCGACGGUGGUGAGGUUGAAAUUUCUCGCGGUUUGUCGGACGGCAAGACUUCCGUGCGAAACAUGGAGUAUGUCUGGCUGUCCAAUUUCACGGGUUGUCCCUCGAUCAGUUGCCCGGCUGGGUAUGCCAAGGAUAGUGGCGUGCCUGUUGGUGUUAUGGCGAUGAGUGACUGGGGUACUGAAGAAGACUUGAUUGACUUUGCUCGAGAUGGAGAGGGCCAUUUGGAUCUGCGUGUUCCUUCGCGAGAUGACUCGGUCUGGGAAGAUGUCAUCGGCAACGCUAAGGACGCACAGGCUGCGUGAUUGGCAUGGUCUGGAUAAUGUUGUUGACAGUUUGGGCUUCCUAUGAACAUAUGGCUGAGACUUUAGAAUGGAUAUAAUUGCUGAGUCUCCUCAAUCAAUGUUCAUAAGUGUGACUUGGAGACACUUCAUGCUUUGAAUACUGAUGUGGCAUUUUGAUUCUAGACCAAGGAUCGUUGCAUGCCCUCGUAGGAAAUCCGGGGGCCGUUACAC